AUGCCUUUACAUCCAGUUUUCAAAGCAGGCAAUUCAGCCUUAAUAACCGGAGCAGCUUCAGGCAUAGGUCUCGCUGUCGCUAAGCUCUGCAAUAAACAUGGAAUGAAGGUCGCCCUCGUCGAUCGAAACGCUGAAGCUCUCUCUGAAGCACGCUUACAUUUCAACAAUGGCAUUGACACGCAGAUAUACGCUAUGGACGUCAGUAAAAUUGAUGAAUGGAGAGACUUACGAGUGAAAGUAGAAAUGAAUUUCGGACAGGUCAGCUUCGUCAUGCUGAAUGCUGGUAUUGGGCUCAAGAGCGGAUGGGAGGACACGGAAUACUUCCAUAAGAUAAUGGAUACAAACCUCUUCGGCGUCAUCAACGGCAUUUCCACCUUCCUCCCCUCCCUCCGCACACAAAGCCAGCCCAGCUCCAUCGUCAUCACCGGCUCGAAACAAGGCAUCACGAAUCCGCCUGGCAAUCCCGCUUACAACGCUUCCAAAGCUGCUAUCAAAAGCCUUGCCGAACAUCUUUCAUACGACUUGCGCGCUACGCCCACUUCCGUGCACUUGCUCGUUCCAGGGUGGACAUUUACAGGACUGACUGGAGGGGGUAAGACGAAGGAGAAGCCGGAGGGAGCAUGGGCUCCCGAGCAAGUUGCAGAUUACUUGCAGCAGAAAAUGGCGGAGGAGGUGUUCUAUGUGAUUUGUCCGGACAAUGAUGUAACGGUUGAGAAGGAUAGGAAAAGGAUGCUGUGGAGUGUUGGGGAUAUUGUUAAUGAGCGGCCGCCACUGAGUCGGUGGCGAGAGGGAUACAAGGAUGACGCAGAGGAGUGGAUGGCGAAGCAGAAGGUCUGA
Letharia columbiana is the source of this 837-nucleotide messenger RNA. RefSeq lists its product as uncharacterized. Bases 1 to 837 code for a protein of 278 amino acids. Lineage: Eukaryota; Fungi; Ascomycota; Lecanoromycetes; Lecanorales; Parmeliaceae. Gene Ontology annotation, cellular component: intracellular anatomical structure. The record is from RefSeq and is a predicted model, not a curated record. Gene Ontology annotation, molecular function: oxidoreductase activity, acting on NAD(P)H, oxygen as acceptor. The transcript has 2 exons.